CCUUAAUCUCCAACAAGACAGAUAAGAUAUACCCUCAUAGUACUAUUAUUACUUAGGUUCAUAACUUCAUAUAGCAAAAACCUUGCACCUAAUUAUCACUUACUUGUAGCAUCUAUAAAACCAUUUUGCUCCAUUCCACUUCCACACACCAAACACUAAAACAAAAUAUUAUACCUAUCAUUUGCAUCUUUCCAAAAAUCACCAAAUAUCUAGUAACUUCAAAAUUCAAUCACUAACAAGAAGAUGAAGCAAAUCAUCUUCUUUUGCCUCCUAGUACUAUUUGCUAAUAUCUUUUCUAUCACUACUUUAGCUCAAUCACCCGCGGCAGCACCUAAAGCCGCAGCAAAACCUGCCCCUACCACACCAGCACCGGCAACAGCACCAACCAAACCAUUAGUCCCCGCAUUACCUCAAUCACCGUCGUCUGAUACUUCGUCCGGUCAAGACAUCGUCAAAAUCCUAAGAAAAGCAAAAUCAUUCAACACGCUAAUCCGGUUACUCAAAACCACACAAAUCAUCAACCAAAUCAACGCACAGCUGGUGACAACAAAAAAUGGCGGUUUAACUAUCCUUGCACCUGACGAUGGUGCCUUUUCGCAACUCAAAGCCGGAUACUUCAAUUCCCUCGGUGAACGCCAACAGAAAGAACUGAUCCAGUUCCAUGUUCUUCCCGUUUAUGUCUCAAGCUCAAAUUUUGAUUCACUUAGCAACCCUGUGUUGACACUUGCAAGUGAUAGUCCUUCUGGUUAUCAAAUGAAUGUAACUGCUUAUGGAAACAGUGUGAAUAUUUCAACUGGUUCAGUUAAUGCUACACUCACAGGGAUUGUUUAUUCUGAUAAGACACUUGCUAUAUAUCAUGUUGAUAAGGUUCUUAUUCCUUUAGAUUUCUCUAAACCUAAAGCUUUGGCUCCUUCUCCUGCUUUGGCAAAGGCACCUAAAGCUGAUAAGGAUAGUUCAUCUUCAGAUGAUGACCAAGCAUCAUCAACCAAAGCUACUUCUGGUGCUAUCAGUUUGCUUGGUCUCCAAGGAACAAUGUUUGUGUCCCUUUUUGUUUGUUUAGUUGCAACAAUAUUAACUAUCUCCAGUUGAUGAAGACAACCUCAUUUGAAGGCUGUUAUGUUUUUUGAAAUUCUAUUGUGUUACUUUCUUGGUUUUGUUUUUUGUAUUUGUUAUUUAUGGGAAGUGUUUGUUUGAGAGCUUGUGAAGUGUGAACAUCCUUGCCUGAUUUUUUCUUCUUGUAAAAAUAAAAACAGAUUGUUUUGGUGAAAGAAAGUUGAAUUAUUUAAGUA
Molecule: messenger RNA, 1289 nt
Organism: Trifolium pratense (red clover)
Lineage: Eukaryota; Viridiplantae; Streptophyta; Magnoliopsida; Fabales; Fabaceae
Product: fasciclin-like arabinogalactan protein 12
Exons: 1
Coding region: 244-1089 (281 amino acids)
Source: RefSeq, a predicted model, not a curated record